Bombyx mandarina (wild silkworm) is the source of this 492-nucleotide messenger RNA. RefSeq lists its product as uncharacterized. The record is from RefSeq and is a predicted model, not a curated record. Lineage: Eukaryota; Metazoa; Arthropoda; Insecta; Lepidoptera; Bombycidae.
AUGUACGCGAGCUGUUUUCUGCUGGGGACGGUGAUCGUCGGGGUGGUCAGCUUCCCCCAGCUGUUCGAGACGAAGAAGUUCAAGAUCGGAAUAGAGUAUGACAAUUCGCUACCGAUGACGGGUGGAUCUGACAGGUUCAGACACAGGAACAACUAUGAUCCUUUCUUCGUCACAGUCAACGCGACAGUCAAGAAAGGCUUCGUGAUCUCAUAUUUAGAAGUUACAGCAACAGUAGACGCCUUGGGUGAAGUGGAUUUCAACCUCAUCAGAGGACAAAGUGGGUCAAAGUCUGUGGCGUUCCAGCUGGUCUCGAAUCAUUCGGACUUCUUGGCGUACUCCUACUUGACGUAUGGCAUCAGGGAGGAGGAGUAUAGAAAGAUCAAAAAUAUUAUUUCUCUUCCAAUGACGAACAACGGAAUUAAACUCAACCAAAACUGGCUCGCGAUUUCAAUGUUUAUUGUUACUUAUUUACUCAAUGUUAUAUUAAAAUAA